Molecule: messenger RNA, 4662 nt
Organism: Siniperca chuatsi (mandarin fish)
Lineage: Eukaryota; Metazoa; Chordata; Actinopteri; Centrarchiformes; Sinipercidae
Gene: thrap3a
Product: thyroid hormone receptor associated protein 3a
Exons: 11
Coding region: 343-3228 (961 amino acids)
Biological process (GO): mRNA processing; positive regulation of transcription by RNA polymerase II
Cellular component (GO): exon-exon junction complex; mediator complex
Molecular function (GO): DNA binding; transcription coregulator activity; mRNA binding
Source: RefSeq, a predicted model, not a curated record
CACGGUUUUCUGACUGAACUCCACUCCCGUUCACUGCGAUGUUACUAAGGUGUUUUGGUUUGACAGAGGCGGUGAAGGCGGAAGGAAAUAUGACCCUCUGAGCCGGUCACACCCCCUUUCUCUUAACACCGCAGACUUCAGCCAGCACACACACACACACACACACGCACACGCACACACACAUGCACACACUGACAUAAAGUGGGCAUAACAGCGCUGACACACAGAAGACCAGGGAGAAAUAGCCAUUUAACCAAUUUCUGCAAUAUUACACCGUUUUGCCUGAAUGUGACGCGACAACAUUGAACGACAACGCCGACCGUUUGAGGUGGGCUGGCUGCAAUGAUGUCCAGAUCCACAAAAUCAGCCUCGAGGUCUCGGAGCCGCUCAAGGUCCCGGUCAAGAUCCCGGUCAAGAUCCCGCUCCACCACUAGCUCCAGAAGUCGCUCCAGAUCCCGGUCCAGGAAGCGUCACUACAGCUCUAGGUCUCGGUCAUGGUCAAGAUCUAAUUCUCCAUCUCAUACCCGGGAGAAGAAAUAUCAAAGGGGAUACCAGAACAGUCGUGAGUUCCGGGGCUACCACCGCGCUUUCCGCAGGCCAUACAACUUCAGGGGCCGAGGGCGGGGCUACUUCCCACGUGGACGCUACCAGCGUGGUGGUGGGGGUGGUGGCCAUAACAACAACAACAACAACAACAACUUCCGCCCCAACUGGAAGAAUUACAAGCAGUACCCUCAAAAACAGCAACAACAGCAACAGCAGCAACAGCAGCAGCAGCAAAACCAUUCACGAGGACGAUCUCACAACCUCCAGAAACGCUCAGGAAGCCCCCCUCAUGGUCAUUCUCACCACUCUGACCGAUCCUCCUCGCCAUUAUCCAGACACUCGCAUCAUUCUUCCUCUUCGUCACACUCCUCCUCUCCCAAAUGCAGGCCAGCCUCACUGCUGACUAACCAAAACUCCAAAGAUGUGAAAGAGGGGCUCUCAACCUCCAAGGAGGUCCAAAAGGGAGGAGGGGGAGAUGGGGAGCCAGUGGAGCUUGUUGGGGUGUUGGCAGAAGAUGCCAAAGAAGGCGCGGGCAGUGGGAAAACUGAGGGGAACUGGCAGGGCCUGACAGACUGCAGCAGCAGUCCAAAGAGAACGAGUCCUCUGGCAAGCUCUGCUGUUAUUGUUGGUCAGAACAGCCAAACUACUAACCAGUCUAGUCCCUCCCCUAAAAUCACAAAUGACAGCAAUGGUGCCCCCUCCUGGCAGAUCGGGGGUAGUUCAUCCUCAACAAAAAAAACCUCACAUGAGGGCCUAAAUCCAAUGCUUUCCAGCUUUGACUUCUUCUCCAACGAGGAAUGCCUGGAUGGAGAUAAAACAGCAAUCUCCAUUGCCUUCGGAAAGUUUUUGGAGGAGCAAAAUAAAAAAGCUAAAGCUUGGGAAAAUGGCAAGAACCCAGAAGCAAAUGAUGGGGAUAUGGAACAAGGGAAAGUAAAUGGCAAAGCAUCAGCGAUUCUCUCUGACUCAGUGUCAAGAAAGUACAAACAGGACAUUGAUGGUGAAGUGUCUCUGAACAGCUUUUUGAAAGCUUCUCCUUUCCGGUCUGCUGACGUGGAGGAACAGGAGGACAUGAUAAUCAAGCCUCAUUCAAAGUCACUUCACAAAGACUGGCAUAAUGGGGACGAGUCCUCUAAGCCAAAGGGCAAGGUCACUCCCUCAGCCCGGGAACUGUUUGAAGAAUGCUUUGACAAAUGGCAGAAUGUGGCCUAUGCACAGGUAGCCAACAGUGACCUUGACGCCAUGGCAGAGGACAUAUACCUCAGUCGAAAGCAGGAUAAAGCAGCGGCCAUUGCUGCGGCCCUCGCCAAGAGGGAGUUAGCUGUAAAAUUUCAGGAACUGUCCCCAGACAUAGGCAAUAAAGCCAGAAAGAUGGCAAAAUCUUCCUCCAUCCCAUCUCCUACACCACCACCGAGGAGAAACUCUGACAGAGAGAUGUUUAUGAUAAGGGGAGAGAACUCGCCUUUCAUGUCCUCAAGAAAACAGGAAGCAAAAUUAAAUGUCAGAAUGGAUUUCCUUGGAGAUAGCCUGAUAAGCUCUUCUGAUAUUUUAGCUGAGGAGCGACAGUUGUCUCAGGAUCUUGUGCAGUCCUCAAAAAAGGAUCAGGAGUUCCGCUCCAUCUUUCAACAUGUUCAGAAUGCUCAGUUACAGAGGAGUCCCUCUGAGCUGUUUGCCCAACACAUUGUCACUAUCGUUCACCACAUUAAAGCUCAGCACUUUCCAUCUUCUGGAAUGACUCUAAACGAGCGAUUCACCAUGUACCAAAGACGAGCUGCAGAGAAGGAAAUGAUGAAGCCAAGAAAAAGCCCAGAGAUACACAGGAGAAUUGAUGUUUCACCAAGAGCUUUUAAGAAACACUCUCAACUUUUUGAGGCCAUGAAAAGCUCAGAGGAUGGCACUUACAAGGACGGCGGAGAAAAAAUGAAGGGUGACCCAAUGGACCUUCGUUUGGAUAUUGAGCGCCGUAAAAAAUAUUCCAGCCAUGAAAGAGUUUAUAAUCAGGAUCGGGGAAGAGAUAUGGGAGAUUCCCCAGAUUCUAGUAGAGAGAGAUCUGUGGAAAAGUUCUCCAAAUGCCACGAGAGAUCAAAGAAAAGUAAAAAGAAACGCUCUCGCUCGAGUUCGUCCUCAUCUUCCUCGUCCUCUAAGUCCCAAAAAGAAGAUUUGCCCCAUGGCAAGUCUGAUCCCAAAGAUAAAGGCUUUAACAGGACCCGACUGGAUCAAAAGGAGUCACCAGAAUCAGUUGAAAGAGGCAGGCCACGUGGAGGAUUUCAAGUCCGAAUUCGUGGAAGGGGCUGGAACAGAGGAAAUUAUCAGGGAAACUGUUCAUAUAGUAACAACAUGGCAAACAUGGCAGUACACCCAAAAAAUGAAGACUGGGACCCAGAGUACACGCCCAAGAGCAGAAAAUACUACUUGACCUCCAUCCUUUUUCCAUCUUUCUCUCAGCACGAUGACCGAGACAUGGAGACAGAGGGCAAGUGGGUGGACAACCGAGGGCGAGGACGGGGAGGAUUCUCGCGUGGAAGGGCACGAUUCAUCAUCCGCAAAGCCAGUGGGGGUCCCAACACCAAUAGCCCCAAAUGGGCCCACGACAAGUUCCAAGUCAAUGGGGAGCAAGGUGGCGCACAGGGAGAGGAGCCAGAACAGGACCAUAAAGAAGGAGAAAUUGAUGGAGAGAAUACUUGAGCAGUGAAGCAAUGGGCUGAAAAUCUUAAAUUUUCUUCUGUGUUGUUAUGGGAUCUGACUCAGUAAAUUUAUCCACCAAAAUGGAUUCAUAAAUACAGAUUAAAAUGGUUUAAGACUCAGCUAUCGCUAGGAAAACUUUUAUGCUUUAAUUUCAGCGUAGGCUACAAACUCUGAUUUUCAACAUCAGGAUGCAACUUAUAACUAGUAGAAGCACUGUUUAAGGCUGAAUUGCUGUUUCUCAUAAGAAUUUGGAUUUAUGUUACAUGUUUUUUGCUUUAUAUGGUAAAGUGAAACUUUCAAUGCAGCAUUUUGGUAAUAUUUACACUUUUCUCGCAGGAAUGAUUAAAAAAUGACUCGUUAACUUGUAUUUGUGUAUUUUUAAGUAGCAAGAGAAAAUCACAUUGUAGAUCAAAUCAGCUUGUGCCUUAUACUUGUGGAAAUGAAGAAAUGUUUUGUGAGCGGGCUACAAGAUAAAUAGUUCUAUACUGGUAAAUGCAUUAAAAUCUACUCCAAUUAUCCAACUAUGAGUUUUUUUUUUGUUUUUUUUACAAAGCAGGCUUGUUGUUUUGAGCUGUGUCUUGACUGGAUUAAAAUGACAGCAAUAAGUACACUGUAGUUCAUGUUGACGUAAAAACAUCACUGUUUAGCCAAUUGGGCACUCUACAAAUGACCCUGAUCUGACAAUGGGACCAAACUGUAUGGGGUCAAAGGUUAUACUCUGCAACAGAUCUACAAUACUAGCAGUAUAGUUAUUAAAUGUACAGGUAGUUAUCCUUAUAAUAACAUUUUGCUGUCAAAGAUUUCUAUACUUUAGAGUAGCUAUUUGAUCUUGUAUACCACUUAUCAAUGUAUAAUAUAAUAUUGAUAGUGAUUAUAUGUUUUCCUCCAAAGAUGCUCAUUGUAGUUUUUGUACCUGGCUAGGCAGGAUUUUGACUUUGUCUUUAAAGGAGAAUUUGUUCUUAAUGCCAUAGAUUUUGAUGUGUUUUUCAUUUGCUGUUUGCAAACUUCUCUCCAGCCAAUGCUGAUUUAAUCAAUUAUGUAAACCGUGUGCAACUGUAUCAACAUUGUGAUAGAAGAGGCUCAAAAUUAGCAUUUGUGUAGUCCGUAGUUUGUAAGAAACAGAAAUACAGGGUAGUUUGUAGGACAAGGAGUACAGUAUGUCUAAUCCUACAAUAAGAAUGUUUGCAUAUCUCCAAUGUUUUUUUUUUCCUUAAAGCUAGGAUUUGGCUUUCCGGAAAACUGCCCAUACAAGUGAAUUACACAUUAUUGUGCCUUGCUGUGGGUGCACUGGUCUUAUUUGUACAAUACAGGCCAACAGAUUGAGAUUCACAUUUUAUUGUUUAAAAAGGUUACCUGCUUAGGGAAUAUUGCUUUUUUAAACAGGUGUUGUUACUGUUCUUUUCUGUAAAUUAAAAGAGACACUGAUUACUUUAA